Messenger RNA from Saccoglossus kowalevskii, 500 nucleotides. RefSeq names its product NIPA-like protein 2. Gene Ontology annotation, biological process: magnesium ion transport. Gene Ontology annotation, molecular function: magnesium ion transmembrane transporter activity. NCBI's taxonomy places the organism in Eukaryota, Metazoa, Hemichordata, Enteropneusta, Harrimaniidae. The record is from RefSeq and is a predicted model, not a curated record. Gene Ontology annotation, cellular component: membrane.
AUUAAAUGUGAAUUUAUGUACUUAAGUUUUCUAUUGUAGAUUUUUAACUUUAGCAAUGCAGCACCACGAUUCUAAUGUAGUGGUACCGAUCAACUACGUAUUAUUUACCAUUAGUGCCAUAGUAUCAGGUGUUCUGUUUUAUCACGAAUUUACUGGUUUGUCCUCGGUGAAUAUAUUUAUGUUUUUAUUCGGUUGUUUCCUGUCGUUCGUGGCUGUAUAUUUCAUAUCGGCGAACCGGGAGGAGCAUGGCACUAAAAACAGAAUGUCUUGUACAGUAACCAAUCCAAACGUUCAGGAUUCGAUGCCCUGUCUUGAUAUCCGCUCAGUACAGCCACACGCACCAAACGGCGGUAAAAGCGACGAUCUGUUGUUGCCUUUACUGACACUCAUGGAAGACAAAACAAUCAGCAGUUAUGGUUCAUCGGACAAAAAAUAAUUAAACGUAUCGAGACCAAGGAGGUACAACCAGACAAUAUACACGCAAUGUCAGAGAGGGGGAG